UCGCCAGUUGAUCAGUUGAUUGCCAGCCACCGGGGACGCAGCUUCGCCAGCGACUCGAGAAUCAAUCGGAGCGGGAAAUAUCAAAACAAUAAAAUAGAAAAAUUGAAAAAUGCUGCAGCUUCUAUUUGUGGCCCUUCUCUUUGCCCUUUUGGGGGCUCAGGCCCAGCAACUUGGCAAAGCCAUUAUGCAUUUUGGCAACUGCAACUCCGUGGAAUUCGGGAAGGGAACCUGCAUCGAAAGGACGGACUGCGACUUCUUCGCCGUGGAUAAGCUGAUGGAUUUGGCCAGCAGACAACAGUGCUUCUCCCGCCAGCGACCCGAUCUGGUUUGCUGUCCCCGUGAGACGAACAUUAUCCCGCCUUUCGGACCGAGGAUCCUCAAUGAAACUCUGGAAACCGGACCCGCGCCAACGCGCACCACCACUGCAACCACUCUGCUGAAGCCGCUGGCCCGCGCGACUCCCCGUCCACCCACCGGCAUCGACCAACUGCCGCAGCAUCCGUACUGCGGAUCGGCCUUUUCGUUCCGAGGUGGGGGUCAGAACACCGGACUCUUCGAGUUCCCCUGGACGACUCUGCUGGAGUACGACUUGCAGGGCGGCGGCAAGGACUUCGCCUGCGGAGCGUCCUUCAUUGCGCAGAGGUGGCUGGUGACCGCCGCCCACUGCAUCCACACGCUGGGCAGAAACCUCACGGCCGCCGUUUUGGGCGAGUGGAACCAGGACACCGAUCCGGACUGCGAGAAUAACCUGAGUGGCGUGAGGGAGUGUGCUCCGCCGCACAUCCGCGUGACCAUCGAUCGCAUCCUGCCACAUCGGCAGUACUCGGACAAGACCUAUGUGAAUGACAUCGCCCUGCUGCGAUUGUCGCGGCCGGUGAACUGGCUGCAGAUGCAGUACUUGGAACCCGUGUGCCUGCCACCUCAGCGGGGCAGGAAUGCCAACCGGCUGGUCGGUUCCGCCGCCGAUGUGUCCGGUUGGGGGAAAACCGAGUCGAGCGGCAGCAGCAAAAUCAAGCGGAAGGCCAUGCUGCACAUCCAGGACCAGGAUCAGUGCCAGGAGGCCUUCUACAAGGACACCAAGGUAGUUCUCACCGAGGGUCAGAUGUGCGCCGGCGGGGAACUCGGCGUGGAUUCCUGUAGUGGCGACUCCGGCGGUCCGCUUACCGUCGAGGCAAACACCCCGAAUGGCAAUCGGUAUGUUUACCUAGCGGGAGUGGUUUCCUUUGGACGCGAUCACUGCGGCACGACUCAGUUUUCCGGGGUUUACACACGGGUCAGCAGCUACAUGGACUGGAUCGAGAACACCAUUCGGGCGAACCGCGUUUAGGUGGCUUCCACAACUCAAAGCUUGUGUUUGUGACUCUUAUUGAAAUUAAAAUGCUUUCUAAAAUACAAAUAA
Molecule: messenger RNA, 1399 nt
Organism: Drosophila ficusphila
Lineage: Eukaryota; Metazoa; Arthropoda; Insecta; Diptera; Drosophilidae
Gene: Ser7
Product: serine protease easter
Biological process (GO): proteolysis
Molecular function (GO): serine-type endopeptidase activity
Source: RefSeq, a predicted model, not a curated record